This is a messenger RNA of Penaeus monodon (black tiger shrimp), 580 nucleotides long. RefSeq names its product serine/threonine-protein kinase PLK4-like. NCBI's taxonomy places the organism in Eukaryota, Metazoa, Arthropoda, Malacostraca, Decapoda, Penaeidae. Bases 2 to 580 code for a protein of 192 amino acids. Gene Ontology annotation, biological process: protein phosphorylation. Gene Ontology annotation, molecular function: protein kinase activity; ATP binding. The transcript has 5 exons. The record is from RefSeq and is a predicted model, not a curated record.
AAUGAACAAAAAGAACGAGAUUGGAGGCACCAUACAGGAGUAUGAUGUAGGAGAGCAGUUAGGAAGAGGUGGCUUUGCCACAGUGUACAGAGCACGAUGUAGAAACACAGGAAGGGAUGUCGCCAUUAAGAAGAUCAACAAGAGUGAAAUAGCUGCUGGAGGACUCAUAAAUCGCGUCCGACAGGAGGUGACGAUCCAUUCUAAGCUGAAUCAUCCAGCAAUACUGAAGCUGUAUGCAUUCUUUGAGGACCAGAGCUUUGUUUAUCUUGUGCUAGAACUGUGCUCAAGAGGCGAACUUCAGAAGCAUAUCAAAAGUCUACGAAGAGUUUUAAAUGAAGAUGAAGCUCGUGAAUAUCUCAGUCAGGUGGUGGCAGGGAUGCUGUACCUCCAUUCCCAGUCUAUCAUGCACAGAGAUCUUACAUUGUCAAAUCUUUUACUUGACAAUAAUGGUAGGGUUAAAAUUGCGGAUUUUGGACUUGCAACACAGUUGCGCCGCCCAGAUGACCGGCACAUGACAAUGUGUGGAACGCCCAACUACAUAAGUCCUGAAGUAGCCACCCGCAGUUUCCCAUGGCCUUGA